AAAGCACGAAAACAAAUAUACCACAUUCAAGCCAAACUAGGACCAAUAGUAAGAAAAUUGAUUCCCAACUUCUUGGUAGCACAUUACACAUAUAUCGUAUUUUGGUGCAUAAUCGGCUCCAUUUUGAUCUACCCAAAGAAGAACAUCAAAUACAUUGAUGCUUUGUUUUUCGCUGCAGGAGCGUCGACCCAAGCCGGACUCAAUACAGUGGACACGAAUAAUCUGAGCUUAUACCAACAAAUAGUUAUCUACUGUGUGACUAUGUUGACAACUCCAAUAUUCAUUCACUCGGCAAUCGUGUUUUUGAGACUUUUCUGGUUCGAGAAAUCAUUUGAUGACAUCAAGGAAAAGUCGAUGCAAAAUUUCAAGAUGCGUCGCUCCGCAACCCUCGCUCAGUUCAGAACACAAACAAUGGAUACCUCUAGGAGCAUCCAUCAAAACCGAACCAAUACCACAGGCUUCCAAAAUAAAGAUUACAAUACUCACAAUGCUUCUGAAGAUCUAGAUGAGUAUACUGUUCCUAUGUCCUCUAGUUCAGGUGGAUCUCCGGAGACAAAAAACCUUGAGAAAGGGCAAGAUAUAGAGCUGGCCGAUCUUUACGCAUCCCACAAUUACCCAACGGACAUGGGAGGCGUGGUACAUUACAGCGAGCCCAGUGACGAAGAGGGCGCGCAAGAAGUUCAAGUUCCCGAGACACGAUCGAAAGACAUCAAGUUUGUGGACUUACCGAAGCCACCUAACAAACGGAGGAAUAAGGAUGUUGAGCCACGUGAUCUGUAUAUGUCCAUUUCUAUGAUGCAGCAACAAAGAGAUAAUAAUAUUGCAGAGGACGAAUCUGGGCCGGCACUAGUUAUACAGGGCCCUGCAGAAAGGACAGGAAGCAAGCUUCCGGGCCAUAUUAGCCGCCAUGAGAAGGAACAGAAACGCAAACAGCUGAAGAAAAUCAAAAAAAUGGAAAAAAUGCAAGACGAACAUCCUUCCGCUUUUUCAAAGCCUCCAAAAGAAAAAUCAAUCCAGUUUCAGGAUCCAGCCAGACCACGCAAAGGUUCAACAAUUAAAUGGGAAUCCCAAGUCCCUGUUCCGGUGCCCGAAGCAACAGAGGACGAAAGUGCGUUGAGCGAUGAAAUGAAUUCAAGCUUGGAAGACGCAGGUGAUGAUCCGCUAGCCAACGAUGAUCUCAGCGACGAGGAAAAUGGAGUGGGUUUUCGCCAUGUGGGGAGAACACAGUCUCAUGUCAUGGCGAUGCCAAAUGGAAAGCAUGGAACCAAACUUGAUCGAAGAGCUCAUACUUUUGAUGUGCCAGUAGAGAAGAAAUCGGAAUCACACAAGAAAGGUGUCAAUAUAGUGAAAUCGCCAACUUUUGAUAAGAUGCUACGCAAAAAUAUGAAGGACAAGUACAACAGAUUCACCAGAAUUGGGAGACGUUUUACAUCUUCUCGCACGGGCCAUUUCAAUGCAUUCACGGAUGAUAUCGAGACUUUAUCAGAUAACGAUCUUGCUAGUUUAUACUCAAAGUCUAGCAAACACGCCCCAUCGAACUAUCUCUCCUGGACACCAACCAUUGGCAGAAAUUCCACUUUCGUGGCGUUAACAGAUGAACAGAAGGAAGAGUUAGGUGGUGUGGAAUACCGUGCUUUGAAAUUGCUCAGUACCAUUCUAGUUUCUUACUACAUUGGCUUCCACCUCGUGGGAAUCAUAUGCUUUGUUCCUUUCAUAACAAAGAGAAUGAAGUAUUUGAAUAUAAUUAGAAGCGACGGCGUCGCCCCUGCUUGGUGGGGUUUUUGGUACCCCCAAACAUGUUUUAACGAUUUGGGAAUCACUCUUACCCCUGACUCAAUGAUAUCAUUCAAAGAGAACGCAUUUACUUUGAUUUUAGGAGGAUUCUUGAUCGUUGCUGGAAAUACAGGGUUUCCAAUUUUUCUUCGAUUCAUCAUUUGGGUAUUGCAUCGCUUCUCGAGGCCGCUCACGCUGUAUAAAGAGUCAUUGGCGUUUUUGUUAGAACACCCGAGAAGAUGUUUCACGUUGCUGUUUCCGUCGGGGCCCACAUGGUGGCUCCUUUUUGUGUUGGUUGUGUUGAAUUGCAUUGACUGGUUGCUUUUCAUCAUUCUGGAUUUUAACAAGAGCGUCUUGGAAAGCGUGAGACCGGGAUACCGCGUCUUAGAUGGACUUUUUCAAGCUAUAUCCACUAGAACAGCAGGCCUGUCAGUUGUGGAUUUGUCUCGGUUGAGUCCUGCUGUACAGGUGAGUUAUCUCGUGAUGAUGUACAUUUCUGUCAUGCCGUUGGCAAUAUCUAUUAGACGAACUAAUGUCUACGAGGAACAAUCCUUGGGUGUUUAUUUUGACAAUAACGACGUUAGUUCCACGAACAACGCGGAUGAUACCAAUAACAGUAAUCAAAAGGGGAAAAGCAACCAGACUAUAUCUUUCAUCGGCACACACUUGCGCAAACAGCUGUCUUUUGAUUUGUGGUUCUUGUUUCUUGGUCUGUUCAUCAUAUGCAUCUCGGAGGGUGGAAGAUUAAAUCAAGGUGAUAUACAUUUCACUAUUUUCAGCUGUCUUUUUGAAAUCACUUCUGCUUAUGGUACUGUGGGCUUGAGUCUAGGUUAUCCAAACACAACUCCAUCCUUUUGCGGCCAGUUCAACACUUUAUCUAAAGUGGUGCUCAUUAUCAUGAUGGUGAGAGGUAGACAUAGAGGUUUGCCUUACGCAAUAGACAGAGCUAUAAUGCUUGAGACCGACAAGAUUAAGAUGCGGGACGAUUUGCAAGCUCACCAUACUUUGAGGCGGGCUCAAACUAUGGCUUCAUUACCGACGUACGCAUCGUCGCACCAUGGCCCUUUGCUGAGGGUCAAUACAACUCGAAACGAGGGAUUCGAUACGAGCAAUAUC
Messenger RNA from Ogataea polymorpha, 2889 nucleotides. RefSeq lists its product as uncharacterized. The transcript is spliced from 2 exons. Lineage: Eukaryota; Fungi; Ascomycota; Pichiomycetes; Pichiales; Pichiaceae. Gene Ontology annotation, cellular component: plasma membrane. Gene Ontology annotation, biological process: intracellular potassium ion homeostasis; potassium ion import across plasma membrane. Gene Ontology annotation, molecular function: high-affinity potassium ion transmembrane transporter activity. The annotation marks the transcript as partial. The record is from RefSeq and is a predicted model, not a curated record.